Molecule: messenger RNA, 1919 nt
Organism: Diorhabda carinulata
Lineage: Eukaryota; Metazoa; Arthropoda; Insecta; Coleoptera; Chrysomelidae
Product: transmembrane protease serine 9-like
Exons: 12
Coding region: 117-1838 (573 amino acids)
Biological process (GO): proteolysis
Molecular function (GO): serine-type endopeptidase activity
Source: RefSeq, a predicted model, not a curated record
GUCGUCCAACGGGAGUCAAUCGUUAUCCAUGGAUAGCAAGGAUUGUAUAUGACGGGCAUUAUCAUUGUGGAGGUUCCUUAUUAACAGAAGAAUACGUUUUAACAGCUGCCCAUUGCAUGAGGAAGUUGAAAAAGUCCAAAAUAAGAGUUGUUCUGGGAGACCACGACGUAUCCACAACUGCAGAAGUUCCAGCGAUGAUGAGAGCUGUCGCCGCCAUUAUUAGGCACAAAAGUUUCGACAGUGAUACAUUCAAUCAUGACAUAGCUCUUUUAAAACUGAGGAAACCAGUCCAGUUCACCAAGCAGAUCAGGCCGAUUUGUCUACCUAAAACUCGUGAGCCUGCCGGUAGAAUAGGCACAGUAAUUGGAUGGGGUCGGACAUCAGAAGGUGGAAUGUUACCAAAUAUUAUUCAGGAAGUUGAUGUUCCAAUACUCACUCAAGAUCAAUGUAAAGCUAUGAAAUAUAGAGCAUCUAGAAUAACGAGUUACAUGAUAUGUGCAGGAAAAGGAACACAAGAUUCUUGCCAGGGUGAUAGUGGUGGCCCACUUCUAAUCCAUGACGGAGAUAAGUACGAAAUUGCAGGUAUCGUGUCCUGGGGAGUGGGAUGCGGUAGACCGGGAUAUCCAGGAGUAUAUACAAGAGCAUUCAAAUACGUUAAUUGGCUGCAUCGAGUUUUGGAAGACAGUUGUUUUUUACUGAAAUUUGUCAAAAAAAAUCCAGAUGAGAGUCCAACAUAUGUAUUUUUAAGGACAUAUUAUACCCCAGAGCUAAGUAGGUACCCGCGGCAACUUACGUCCGGUCUUCUGGGUGAAACAGUUGAAGAGCAGUCAUUCACGAUAUAUAAAUUAUUAUUCGAAGAUAGAUCGCGAGGCACAUUAGAAGUCAUGGCUAACUAUGUGAGAAUUAUCAGUGUCUUGGUUUUGUGUUGUUGGGUGACUGUUGCAGAACAACAAACUGGACGUGUAGCGUCAAAUACAAACCCGUUUUCAAAAUUAUUCAGCUCCACUUUUGGAAAUGCCUUAAAUCGGCCACCCCCUAGACACGAUACGCCUUCAUCCCCAUGUCAAUGUACUUGUGGAGAAAAAAAUGAAGAUAGUCGGAUAAUUGGCGGAAGACCGACCAAUGAAAAUGAGUUUCCCUGGAUGGCAAGAUUAUCAUAUUUCAAUAGAUUCUACUGUGGUGGAAUGCUUAUCAACGACAGAUACGUUUUAACGGCAGCUCAUUGUGUGAAGGGGUUUGUUUUAAGGUUUAUGUGGUUCAUGAUAAAAGUCAGUUUCGGUGAACACGAUAGAUGUAAUGACAAUAAGAAACCCGAAUCAAGAUUUGUUCUUCGAGCCAUUGCUGGAGAUUUCAGUUUUCUUCAUUUCGACAACGAUAUAGCUUUGUUGAGAUUGAAUGACCGAGUACCAAUAACACAGUUCAUAAAACCAAUUUGUUUACCAAAGAAAAAAGAUAAUGAUUAUGUUGGUAGUAUUGCAAUAGCAUCAGGUUGGGGAACUUUAAGAGAAGAUGGUAAGCCAACCUGCAUCCUUCAAAAAGUCGAAGUACCAGUGAUUUCAAACGAAGACUGUAGAAAGACCAAUUAUUCUGCAAACAUGAUAUCGGAUAAUAUGAUGUGUGCUGGAUAUCCGAAAGUUGGACAAAAAGAUUCCUGCCAGGGUGACAGUGGAGGCCCAUUGAUAACAAAAAAAGCUGACUCAAGAUAUGAACUUAUAGGAAUUGUUUCGUGGGGAAAUGGAUGCGCCCGACCCGGUUACCCAGGAGUUUAUACCAGACUCACAAGGUAUUUAGAUUGGAUUUUGGAAAAUUCACAAGAUGGGUGUUUCUGUCAAGACUGAACUGAAUAAAUAAGAUUUUAAUCAUUAUAAAAGACUAUACAUUCUUAAAAAUAAAUGCACAAUAAUGUAUUUUAUUUAUAA